AUGAAUAAUAUGGAUAUAUCAGAAUGUGUUAAGGAAUGGGAAGAUUUGAUUGUCGACUACAAACGAUUAGAGGCUAUUAAUAAGGACUAUGCCACAAAACUGGAAGAAGUUGGUGAACUGCAAGCAUCAUGCUUGAAGGAGUUAAACCAUCAAAGAUAUCGAAUGUCUAUCAUGACAAAUGCACUUAAAAGAAUGGAGAAAAAAGCUACUAAAGAUGAACGAGUAGCUAACUUGGAAAAAGAAAUUAUGAAAAGGAAAGCCAUGUUACAUGAGAUUGAGGCAACUCUUCCUAAACAGAACAGUCUAUAUCUCAAAGUGAUACUUGGCAAUGUCAAUGUGUCUAUUCUUAAUAAAAAUGAUAAAUUCAAAUACAAAGAUGAAUAUGAAAAAUUUAAGUUGAUCCUGAGUGCCAUUGCUUUUGUUUUAGCUAUUGCUAAUUUGUAUAUUGAUUUCAGGCCCUUACAACUGAUUCUUAUAUUCCUUCUGGUUUGGUACUACUGCACUUUGACAAUACGCGAGAGUAUACUUAAAGUGAAUGGCUCCCGGAUUAAAGGCUGGUGGAGGUUGCACCACUUCGUAUCAACUGUUGUCGCUGGCAUUCUCCUCAUUUGGCCCCAAAAUGAGUCAUGGGAAGAAUUCAAGCAUACAUUUAUGUGGUUUAUUGCGUAUAUUAGUGUCGUACAGUACAUGCAAUUUAGAUACCAAAGUGGAGUUUUGUAUCGGCUCAAAGCAUUAGGUGCAAGACAUAACAUGGAUAUAACAAUUGAAGGCUUUCAUUCCUGGAUGUGGCGUGGUUUAUCCUAUCUCCUACCAUUCCUCUUUGGAGGCUAUAUAUUCCAAUUAUACAUUGCAUAUACGCUGUAUCACUUGAGUUAUAACCCGGAUGCGACAUGGCAGGUAGCCGCGUUAAGUAUGUCCUUCCUGUUACUCGGCAUUGGAAACACCGUCACCACAUUCCUCGUGAUACCACAGAAGCUCAACGAACAGGUACAGGAUUGA
This is a messenger RNA of Pieris macdunnoughi, 999 nucleotides long. The record is from the annotation of a GenBank genome assembly. NCBI's taxonomy places the organism in Eukaryota, Metazoa, Arthropoda, Insecta, Lepidoptera, Pieridae.